GUUGGGAUGGCUGGGGUUGCACGGACAACACAGAGGCGUACUCAUACGGCUUCCAGCUGCUCUCAACUCUCCUUCUGUGCCUCAGCAACCUGAUGUUCAUCCCACCUGUGACCAUCGCCAUCCGCAGUCAUUACCUGCUGGAGGCGUCUGUCUAUAUAUUCACCAUGUUCUUUUCCACUUUUUAUCAUGCCUGUGACCAGCCAGGCAUUGUGGUCUUCUGCAUCAUGGAGUACGACGUGCUGCAGUUCUGUGACUUCCUCGGCUCGCUCAUGUCUGUAUGGGUCACUGUCAUCGCCAUGGCCAGACUCAAAUCCAUUAUCAAACAGGUGCUGUACUUGCUGGGGGCGAUGACUCUGUCAAUGGCCUUACAGCUGGAUCGCCAUGGCCUGUGGAACCUUCUGGGCCCCAGUCUUUUUGCUUUAGGCAUCAUGGCCAUCGCCUGGACUGUGCGCACCAUCCGCCGGCGCCGCUGUUACCCGCCGACCUGGAAGCGCUGGGUCUUUUUCCUGUUCCCUGGCACCACCAUUGCCACAUCAGCGGUGGCCUUAUACGCCUUUGUGGAGACGGAGGAGAACUACUUCUACAUCCACAGCAUCUGGCACAUGCUCAUCGCCGGGAGCGUCGGCUUCCUUCUGCCGCCUCGUGCCAAACCACAUCAGCAGUGGCCUUAUACGCCUUUGUGGAGACGGAGGAGAACUACUUCUACAUCCACAGCAUCUGGCACAUGCUCAUCGCCGGGAGCGUCGGCUUCCUUCUGCCGCCUCGUGCCAAACCUGACGUUAAAGUCACUCCCUUGA
Molecule: messenger RNA, 797 nt
Organism: Sinocyclocheilus anshuiensis
Lineage: Eukaryota; Metazoa; Chordata; Actinopteri; Cypriniformes; Cyprinidae
Product: transmembrane protein 8B-like
Exons: 4
Cellular component (GO): membrane
Source: RefSeq, a predicted model, not a curated record